AUGACAAAGCGUUUGCGAUGCCUAGCUUCAAUACUUUGGGACACAGAUGAGGAUCCGCCAGUGCUGGACGAAGGGGACAGUGUUUCAUCCCAACCAUCCAAGUCUGAUAGGGGAAUUCCGUUGUUGCCCUUAUGCCAGAGACCCAGAAUUUCAGCUUGCGGCGACAUUCUCCAAGACUGGCCCACCCAAGUCUGGCUAUCAUCCUUGCCAGCGCAGAUUCAGGAAUUGCCCAGGCUUCAGCUGGAGAUUUUGCCAAGUUUGCAGGAAACGUCUAGCUGUGGAGGUCGAGGACAGAGUUUGUAUAGGAGGACUGACUUCAACUUCGUGCCGCGACCCAUGUCUGAGCUAGUCCCUCCUGAGAGACUGGCAUCUCAAUCCAAAAGCACGGAUACUUUGCUGUAUGGUCAGAGGGUCUUGGCUAACCAGAGUGUCAAGCUGGAACAAACAGAAGACUUGGAUGCUAUGAGAAAAGAACUGGAGGAGAGCAAUACGAAACGAUGUAAGGAACUCGAGCAGCUCAAGGCACAGUCUGGUGGCGUGAAUGCCUCUCCUCAUCAGUCCACUACGACACCGGGCAAGAUAGCCAAAUUGAGGCGUAAGACCUCAGAUGGUGGCCUGGUUGAUCCUAUGAAGCUUAAUUUUGAAGCAGAACCUACCCACGAAGGAGGCUCUGGGAGUGCACCGGAUGUCACAGAUUGCAUGCGAGAGGAACUGCAUCGGCUGAGAUACGAGAAUCUCUCGUUGAAGGGUCGAGUGGAGGAAAUCACGAAUCGACUGGAGGCCUUCAGUAUGCAAGAUACCAUACCUGCAUCUCCUGGCAUUCAUCCCAAGGACUUCCAUGACGAGGAGAAAUUUGUCCGCGCUGUCACGGUGACUCUCAAGCGGGAGGAGGAAGUGGCCUUUAAGGUCAAGGCCCAGUUCGCGAGUGAAGACACUAUGUGGGACAAAUAUGAAUCGAAAAUGACCUACUGGUUCGAAGAGGACUUGUCAGCCGAGUACACCAAGAUCCAAUCGCGUGCUCAUCAUGAACGUGCUGAAUAUGAAUAUGAGGCUGAUGCUAUCGACACCAUCCUUGACACAUCAGCCCCCAUGCAGUUGGAUGCAAGAGAUGCCAGAGCCAUUUCAGGAUCUACCACUCUGUUGGCCCAGGAGGCUCUGACCUUGGAGAUGCGUUCCAAGAGCAUACCGAUGCCGAAGGCCCCAGCAAGCCGCUGCAAGAGAUUCGCGCAGAGUGCUCUCAAAGAAUGUGGUGAUGUUUUAGGUUCAGAUGCCUUGAGGCGUCUCGGAAAUGUCAAAUGCAUCAAGAAUGCAGAACGUGAUCUGCAUGUCCUCAUCCGAAAGUACAAAUUGACCUUACCAUUGAAGCCUCGGUUCUUGGUGGUUGGAGGAGUUGAAUAUCCGUACCUGAGCCUGCACAGCUGGAUGAACUACCUCCUAGACCACCAGUCAAAGUUUCUGCUAGGCGGUUUCCACUGGACCGAUGUCAACUCACAGGUUCUCCUCAACACAUUCUGGGAGAACCUUCACAAGUGCUGGCCGGACCACAAGGUCUUCGAGAUGCAUGCUGGCAAUUUGGAUCGAGUGAUACCAUUUUUCCUGCAUAUGGACGAAGGCACCGGACUCAGGAAAACUGCAGUACUUGUGAUCUCGGCCCAGUGUGUGUGGGGUGUGGAGACAGCAGACAGGUUCAAUGCGAGCUAUGCGGCUGCCGGCUCUCACUCUGACCAGAUUGUUUCAGAGAUGAUGUCCGAUGCGCAAAUGCACAACCACAAGGGAGAUACACACAAGACCAGAUUCCUAUGGACAAUACAACCGAAGAAAGCAUACUCCGGGAAGAACAAAGAAGUCUAUGAGAAGCUUCUGGAACAGUUGUCCUCUGAAUGCUGUGACCUGAUGGUCAAUGGUGUCCAACAUCAUGACCAGACCUGGUACUUUGCAUGUUGUGGCAUGAAAGGAGAUGCACCAGCUUUAGCAAAAUGUGGCCACUUCAACAGAGCCUUCAACACGAUGGGAAGGGAGAAGGGAAUCUGUUUUGAGUGCCUGGCAGGGACAAGCGGAAUUCCGUGGGAAGAUACAGGUCGCUUUCCCAACUAUGCACAGACAAUCGCACUGACACCUCCUUGGACAAAUCCAAGUCCCUUGCUGGAUAUCCCUGGGCGAAUGUACCAUCCAGAAAGCUUCUACCGCAAAGACCCCUUCCACAUUUUCAAGCAGUCGAUUGGUGGUCACUUUGUCUCAAGCAGCAUAAUCCUACUUGGAGAGCUUGGUUACUGGCCAGGACCAUCAAAAAAGGUGGACAGCUUUUUGGAACGGGCGUAUCAAGACUUUGAUCAUUUCGUCCGCAAGGAGUACAGUGGGAAGCAAGUGGCCCACAUCAAGAUGUUCACCAAGGGGUUGCUACAUGUUCCUACUGUGGACUCCUACCCCAGUGGGAGGUUCAAAGGCAGUGACCUUAUGCUCAUGUGCAGGUGGCUCCGUCACAUGCUUUCGAGUGGGAUUGUCACAAAUCCAGAUGUGGGAAGGCAGGGCCCCGGUCCAAUGCAUUCACCACUCCAGCCUUGGCACGGACCUUUCUGGAAGCUGAUCCAUGAAGCCAGCGAUGCAGGCAUCCAGUUUUUCCACUUCAUGUAUAGGAAUGGAGUGUGGCCCAAGGCCGAUGUUGUAAAGAAGAUGGGUGAGUGCAGCCUUGUGUUCUGCCAGUGCUACAGCAAAUUGGCCAAGGAGGCUCACUCAAGAGGCCUAUCCAGGUUUCAUCUAGAACCCAGUUUGCACUACUGGCAUCACUUUUAUACCGAACAUCAGAUUUGUCUUGACCUUGGCAUGCAAAGAAUUUUAUCUCCAGCUGUGUCCUCCUGCGAAAUGGACGAAGAUUUCGUCGGAAAGCAGUCGAGGCUGAGCCGCAAUGUUCAUGCAACUUCGCAGUCAAUUCGAACGAUUGAAAGGUACUUGAUUAAGUGCCAUUUCGUGUUUGUUGAGAAGAGUGCGCGCUGA
Durusdinium trenchii is the source of this 2991-nucleotide messenger RNA. The record is from the annotation of a GenBank genome assembly. Lineage: Eukaryota; Dinophyceae; Suessiales; Symbiodiniaceae.